CAGGCAAUAUUAAAGGAGAAUGAAUUAAGCAAACAGAUGGGAACUCAACUCAUUAAAGAACUAAAAGAAUUAAGUUCUCACCUCCCAGAAAAUGAAAAAUUUGUUGAAGAAAUUAUCGUCGAAGCACUUAGAGAAGAUAUUGAAAAAAAAAAGGAAUACCUAAAAAAAGCGAGGGAUGGUCUAGAAAAGAAUUCAUUAUCAAAUGUUAAAGAAAAAGUAGUUGGUUCUGUUUCUAAAUUUUUUGGUGGAGGAAAGCAAGAUAAAAAUUUGAUACAAGAAGAUCUCGAUAAAGUUUGCCAAGCACAAGCAGAUCUCACUGAAUCAAAAGUAAAAUUAGAAAGUGUUAAGAAAAUUUUAGAAAGAAUUGAAAAUUAUAAGGAGCAGUUGGAACAGCAGUUAGAGGCAAGGAUUGAAGAAGAUACAGAAUUCCAAGAGAUUUUUAAGGAAAGUUUGUACGGUGCUAGUGAAACAAAAGACAUUCAAAUGGAAGAGUUUGAGUGA
This is a messenger RNA of Paraglomus occultum, 501 nucleotides long. The record is from the annotation of a GenBank genome assembly. NCBI's taxonomy places the organism in Eukaryota, Fungi, Glomeromycota, Glomeromycetes, Paraglomerales, Paraglomeraceae.